GACGUGGCUGCAGACAUGGCCCUCCCUAAUUGGAUCGCAACCCGCCCUGACAAGCAAACUCUAGCUUGAAAGUGACCCGACCUUCUACAUACCACCAUCAGUGCGACUGUCCCACUGCCGUCAUUGGGACGGCGAUCGUCGCUUGUUUCUCCCUGAUAAUGGAGGUCUCUUGGACUUGAUUUGACUGGAUUCUUUUUAUUUUUGGAUGAUUGCAGACGAUCUUGACAAGGGAUAUUCAUUGUCUUAUUUCGACCAGGGCAUAAAUAGACAGGCUAUCACCAUGCGUCCGUUUCACGAUUCUGUCCAUGCUACGGCUUCCUCUUCUUCCUCUUCAUCCUCUUCUACUACAGCUUCGUCUAGAGACGAUAUCCCUACAGACAGUAUCCCUACACAAAGUGAAUCGCAACCAGAUUCAACCUCUUGCUUCAGACUGAAUACAAGAACGACCGAAGAACAACCCUCGCUCGUUCCAAGAUUGGCAUACAGAUUCAACAGCUCUAAACUGGGCCAAUAAUUCUCUUUACUUUCUCCUAUCUCUCAACGUCGAUAUCCUCAACCGAUCAACCUCUCAAAAACUUGGAAAGAAGACAUCGAACCUCUCAAUCCAACCAACAUCCCAAACCAAUUAAAUAACCCAACCAAUCCACAAUGGGCGCCGUCGUAUCCUGCAUCGCAGGAGUCUUCCGCUCAAUCGGCGCCUGCCUCAUGGGCAUCGUGCACGUCGUCGGCUCCAUCUGCAUGGCCAUCAUCAACGGCGUGGUGUCGCUCUUCGACGUCCUCAUUACUUGCUUGACGUGUGGGUAUUGUGGAGGACGGAGAAGGAGGGGCGGGGUUAGGAGGUCGAGGAUAUGAUCUUCUUGCUUGAGUCUUUCUUUCGGUGAUUACUCUUUGAUUUGUUGAAUUGGGUCUUUGAUUGUUUUGUUGGUGGAUUGGUUUUGCUUUGUUGUUUGAUAUCCUUUUGUUGUAUUGUUUUUUUCUUUCUUUCACGAUGUAUGAGUAUAAGUUAUGAUUUGAUUGAUUCGUUAUUGUUAUGCUUUUUUUUUUUGCUCCCCUGUAUGAUGAUUGUAUGAUAUCCUCGCUUUAUAUAUCGCUGUAAACAUGUCUAUCCACUUGCUCCA
Messenger RNA from Aspergillus candidus, 1118 nucleotides. RefSeq lists its product as uncharacterized. Lineage: Eukaryota; Fungi; Ascomycota; Eurotiomycetes; Eurotiales; Aspergillaceae. The transcript is spliced from 2 exons. The coding region runs from base 206 to 514 and encodes 102 amino acids. The record is from RefSeq and is a predicted model, not a curated record.